AUGCACUUCUCCCCCACCCUCCUGGCUUCUUUCCUUGCCCUUGUUUCUGCUGCUCCCAGCAAUCCCAAGGUCCUGGCCUUCCCCUUCACCAGACACCAACAGGACUCGGCCCUCGUGCAGCACCAUCUCCAGCUCAGCAACCAUCGUCCUGAUCCUGUUUUCAUCAGUAACGAGUUCCAGUACUACUCCAUUGACCUAACUCUCGGCACUCCCGCUCAGAAGUUCAACGUGCUGCUGGACACCGGCUCGUCCGAUCUAUGGGUGUACAACGUAUCGGACACCACUGACUGUGCUGGCGGCGCCUGCAAGAACACUGGUACGUUCGACAGUUCCAAGUCCUCUACUUACCACUCCAUCGACGACAAGUACUUCAUCCAAUACGUCUCGGGUAACGCCUCCGGCAACUGGGGAACAGACACACUCUCUCUGGAAGGCGUCUCACUCCCUGACUUCCGAUUUGCUACUAUCGAUAACGCUCAGGGAAACACUGGAAUUCUGGGAGUCUCUCUCCCUGGUUCCGAGUCUGUCCGAAAGGGUGAAUCUACCUACGAUAACUUCCCCAUUGCUCUGCAAAAGGCUGGUUACAUUGACAGACGAGUCUACUCUCUGUACUUGAACGAUACCAACGCAUUCAACGGAACUUUCCUGCUGGGCGGUAUUGACCACGCCAAGUUCAACGGAAGCCUGACCGUGUUGCCUCUUCCUAGCCCCGACGAGUUCGCUGUUAAGUACGAGAACAUUAUUCUCGAUGGAAAGCCAAUCGCUAAGCCUGGAUACACUGUUCUCGACUCGGGAACCUCUUUCUCUUACAUUCCUGAGACCGUUUACAACACCAUUGCUAAGAAGCACAACUUAGGAGACGUUACCUUCUUCGGUCUGCCAUCUAUAGACUGCAAGGCUAAUGUCUCUUUGGACUUUGAAUUCGAUGGAGUGACCAUCCACGCACAGAGAGAGCAGCUGAUCAUCGACCCUGGUAUCGGCUUUUGCUUCUUCGGAGUCUUGCCCAGCACCUAUUCUCAGAACAUCACUUUGUUCGGAGACACCUUCCUGCGAAACGCCUACGUGGUAUACGACCUCGAAGAUCUCCAGAUUGGCAUUGCCCAGGCCGUGUACACCGAUAAGACUGAUAUCCGUCCUGUCACUGGUCCUCUCAAAUGA
Yarrowia lipolytica CLIB122 is the source of this 1158-nucleotide messenger RNA. RefSeq lists its product as uncharacterized. Gene Ontology annotation, biological process: proteolysis. NCBI's taxonomy places the organism in Eukaryota, Fungi, Ascomycota, Dipodascomycetes, Dipodascales. Gene Ontology annotation, molecular function: aspartic-type endopeptidase activity. The record is from RefSeq and is a predicted model, not a curated record.